AUGGCCUGGAACGUCUAUGCCAAGGAGCUCUACCACCUCGGCCAUGGGUACCCCUUGUGGGUUCCCGAGCCACUGCCACGCACCAGCCGGGAGGUCGAGAUCGCUGACUUGGGGUGGGUCCGGGAUGGCCAAUUCGUGCAACUAUUGCGAUGCAAGGAGACACAAGCGGAAUUACAGCCGCACCAGGUGCAGCCGGAGAACUACGUGCCGUUCAACCCGCCCAACCUCGUUACCAGUGGGCCCAUUGAGAAUAUCACCCAGCGUAUGCUUUGCAGCCGAUCGAUCAAGAACGUUGCCGUCCAAGGAAGUGUGGGCUCCAGUGUCGAGUUCCAGUUAACGCAAGACAAAGCAGCGCUGCUGAUGCUGAGUUCCCGGGGUCAAGAAACUAUCAUCCGGAACACUAGGCAGAUUGUCACCUAUAUGCGCGAACACCUGGACAGCUGGGAAGAGCUCGCGAACGGUGUACUCGGCUUGGAACUCUCACGCGAAGAAAUCUUCUUCGUCUGCGGCGUAACAAAGACGGCGGGUCACUGGGGCGUCGCCGCGUUCUCUGACCUCCGGCGCAAAGGUGCCACCCCGGUCACGGUCACGGUCCACUUCGAUUCGGGUACUCCCGACCAGCCGAAAGUGGACUACAACAUCGUAACGUCGGGCGCGCAGCCUGGCGGCCGGGUCUGGCAUAAACACAGCCCAUGGCGUGCACAGGAGAGCUCCGCACCCAGCUUGCCCUUUGCGCCUGCCGCAGUGCCAUACACGCCGUACGGCGCUUGCCCGCUCCCUCCAACUUCCGUUUUGACCGUUGCCUCAGGCCUCACAACAAUGUCUGCACCGUCGGUGAUGUACAGACGCAUCAACACGUAUGCGUCCAACUACUCUGCAUUUGACUCUGCAGAGUCUCUGAGGUCCCGCUUCACACAUGCUACUUCCCCCGCCAUGCAAGUUCGAUCGUCUUCACCGGCAUCGUUCUCUGAUAGCAGCUUAUCGGUGAACUCACUAUCUGGCUCGGUGUUCACCCUCGAGUCCAUCUCGGCUGAGCAGGAAAGCUCAAACGGUCCUAUACCCCUCGUAGACGAAACGGGUGCCGACCAAUGCUUAUUCGUUCACUACUACAAAGCCAAACGGCGCAGCCGACUCCUUCCCUUAAAAUUGGUGGCCCGGGCUGGUCCUCACCAGCUCCCACGUCAUCCUGACGAGGAUCCAGAAGCUCCAAAGGUUCUUGCAAACGCUGAGAAUGCUGGCAGCAUGAGCCACCAUCCACCUGAACAUGAAGAGGUGUUCGACCCUGUCAACAUGGUUUUGGACUACAUUCUUGGGAACUCGGAUGCCGAAAUGGCAAUCGCAUCUGACAUGGAUCUCUACGCAUUAUUUCCGCCCGACCAUUUUCCUGACGACAUUGCUGCAGCACUCUCAUGGGUACGUCCUCCGAUCACGGUGGAUGAAUAUGGAGUUGGCAUACUGUCGGAGCAAACGGCACCGCCUGCGGCUGAAGACGUCACAACCGCUGUUAUGGACACGAGCCAGGCGAAGAAAGGGAACAGCAGCCAACGGCUCGACGUCCUCCGAGUCGGACUCCCGACUGUGGGACCAAAACCGCAUACUAUGAGCACGAGUACUUUCCUUGGGCGCGACUGGGCUCCGCUGGUAACUGCAUCGGCUUGA
Messenger RNA from Trametes versicolor FP-101664 SS1, 1659 nucleotides. RefSeq lists its product as uncharacterized. The record is from RefSeq and is a predicted model, not a curated record. Bases 1 to 1659 code for a protein of 552 amino acids. NCBI's taxonomy places the organism in Eukaryota, Fungi, Basidiomycota, Agaricomycetes, Polyporales, Polyporaceae. The transcript has 7 exons.